UUAACUCGGAUAAAGAGGUUUGAUUUGACAUGUAAAUUGUAAAAAAUUAGAAGGGUAUAUUAGAAAUGUUACCAUUUAACAGCUAAACUGGCGGCUGCUACAUUGUGCAAACCACAAGGAGGUAAAAUGCCUAAAUUGAUAUGACAGGGGGUUAAGUGCAAUAAGUUGAAACCACAUGGGGUAAAGUGCUAUUUACCCAUGAAUAAGUGAUAGUUAGCCAAUUAUAACCAUUUCUCGAGGGAGUAGUCCAGAGCACAUCAAACAACAGACUCUCUGCAUUUGAGUAGAAUUUUCUUCACAAAAAUCUCUUUAAGAAGAUGAGGAUUUAUGGAAGAGCGGCUAUUCGCAGAGCAAUUUCUGCUAAAUCUUCUACUUAUUACUACGGUAUUUUUGCUGAUCGGCUUUCUUUCUUUUCUUCAAAUUUUCAUAGCAAAGAUAGACUUUUUUCACCUAACCUCGGAAGAGAUUUGAGCUGUGCAAAUGAAGUAGAUGAAGCUAUUUUCUUGUUUCGAAAAAUGGUUAGAAUGCGGCGGCAGCCCCCCAUUUUUGAAUUCACCAAACAAUUGCAAGUUAUUGUCAAUUUGAAACAAUACUCGGUUGCCCUUAACCUGUUCGACGAAAUGCGUCAAUGGGGUGCCCCUAUAGAUGAGUACACAAUGAACAUCUUGAUUAAUUGUUGCUGCAAUUUGAAACGUUUAGACGUUGGUUUUGCUAUCUUCGGCUAUUUCUUUAAACACGGUUACGAGGCAAAUGUGACGACAUUCACCACCCUCUUAAAAGGGCUCUUUUUAGAUGGUAAUGUGGCCGAGGCAGAGAAAUUGUUUAAGCAGCUUUUGACUUUGAGACUUUGUGAACCCGAUGAUUUUACAAUUGUCACUGUGAUAAACGGGCUCUGCAAAAAUGGACACGUUCUUGCUGCGCAUGAUUUGCUUUUGUUAUUGGAAAAGACUAUCUAUAAACCCAAUGUUAUGGCUUAUAAUGCCGUAAUUGAUGGCUUCUGUAAAGUCAGAAUGGUGGAUAAUGCACUUGAGCUGAAGUCUAGAAUGUUUGAUAAGGGCAUUUCACCUGACGUUGUCACAUAUAACUCGAUGAUUCAGGGCUUGUGCGAUUUCGGUAGAUGGAAAGAGGUGAAACACUUACUAAAUGAAAUGGUGAAUCACAAGAUUCCGUUAAAUGUUGUUACUUUUAGUAUACUGGUGGACGCUUUUUGCAAAGAAGGAAAUACUAAAGAGGCUGAGGAUAUUUUGGAAAUUAUGAAGAAACAAAAUAUUAGUCCCGAUAUUUUCACUUACACUGCACUGAUAGAUGGGUAUUGUUUGCACAGGAAAAUGGAUAAAGCGAAAGAGGUAUUUGAUUCCAUGACGAGCAAGGGGCUUAAGCCAUGCAUUGUCACCUAUAACUCUUUAAUCAACGGGUAUUGCAAGAAUGGUAAAGUGGAUGAAGCUUGGCGUCUUUUUCUCGAAGCAUCUUCUAAAGGUUUAGAGCACACGACAGUUACAUAUAGUAUCAUGAUACACGGAUUAUUAAGUGAAGGUAGAAACGCUGAUGGAUGGAAACUUUAUAAGGAUAUGGAAGCUCGGCAUGUACGUCCCGAUUUACGUACUUACAAUAUUUUGUUGGAAGGCUUGUGCAAGACUCAUCAGAUUGCCGAAGCAUUUUCAUUUCUACGGGUGAUGGAAGACAAAGGAUUAAGUCCUAAUAUAAUCACAUACGGUAUCCUGAUUAAUGGUUUAUGCAAAGAUGGGAAACUUGAAGAUGCAAAAAAGUUUUUAAACGAACUUCCUUCCAAAGGGUUGAAACCCGAUAAUCACAUAUAUGCUACCAUUAUUGGUUCACUUUGUGAAGAAGGGUUCGUAGAGGAGGCAAAAGAUUUGCUUAUAAAAAUGGAGAGAAGUGGUUGUGCACCGGAUAGCAUGACAUACAACAUCGUUAUUCAUUGCUUGUUGAAGAAGAAAGAGCUUGACAAGGCAAUGCCAUUCUUAGAGGACAUGCACAAAAAUGGAUUCUUAGCCGACGCAUCUACUUCGUCCAUGUUAAUUAAUCACUUGCAAGGAUCCAAAAAAAAUGAUGUUCUUUUAGAAAUGAUGAAGAAAGUUGUGCCGAAAAUUUAAAUUAUUUAUUUUCGGCUUG
Erythranthe guttata (spotted monkey flower) is the source of this 2130-nucleotide messenger RNA. NCBI's taxonomy places the organism in Eukaryota, Viridiplantae, Streptophyta, Magnoliopsida, Lamiales, Phrymaceae. The record is from RefSeq and is a predicted model, not a curated record.